UACACCAUCUCCAGUCGUUGAUGCGCAGCCACACUGGCUAGUUUUAUGUUUUGCUAUGCAUGUGGUAAUAAGACUUAACUGUUGUAAAGUGCCAAAAUACAGCGGGGAGCGACUAUUCAAAUUAGAGUUCAGAGGUGUUGAGCAACAUUCGGAAAUAAUUGAUUCUACUUUAGUCAAUCAGAAAUUCCAGUGGCCAUUACAAAAAUGUUUGGAAAGUGGCGACUUAUUGAUCGUCCAGCUUUUGGGGCACCAGAGACAUCAAAGCGACAAGACACUUGGCUAUUAUACGUUAUCAAUGGAUAGGGUUGUAACAGAACGACGAGUUCAUUUUAUAGAUUCUUUUUCGGACAUAAACGAUCGUUCACUGCCAAUAACUAUCGAUUUGGAUGUAGAAUAUGUCAAUGACAAUGAGGAAUACACAGACAGAAUAUCACUGAUGAGUUCUAGACCUGAAUCACCUUUGAACUCAAUGGACGAACGACAAAUGUUACUAGAUGUUGAACAAAAUAUUGCAAACUUGGAAAAAACAUUUACUAACAACAAAUAUAUGUGUAGUGAUAAUAUCGACAAUGGUAGUAUCGGGAAAACACACAAAAAAGGAUUUUUUCGGUAUAGUUCAUUUCAUUCUGUAAAAGAAUCAUCUCUCGUGACAGAACGAAAAAGUAGUAGAAGUAUGAUGUUUAAGAAAGGUGUGAAAAAUUUGAUGCGAAUAGGCAAGCAAAGAACGUCACAAGAUAAAGAGAUUUUAGUCGAUAGUGAUGAAAGUACUAACGCAAUCAUUGCAACCAAUUUCCAACGUGGUCACACAACAGAUACUAGUGACUUGUCUUCUGAUAAUGAGUCUCAUCAAUCAAUCCAAUCCGAUUCGCCGAAACCAAGAAAACCACUAAAGCAUAAAGACAAUUUAAAUACAAUUCAAAAUGGACUUAAAUCCCAAGACUUCCAAGUAUGCAUCACAGUUAUAGAAGCUCGACAAUUGGCCGGGUUAAAUAUGGACCCUGUUGUCUGCGUACAAGUAGGAGAAGUAAAAAAAUAUACAAGUGUUAAAGAAAGCACUAAUUGUCCUUAUUAUAACGAAUAUUUUGUUUUUGAUUUUCAUAUGCCAACUGUAAUAUUGUUCGAUAAAAUUAUUACACUAUCGGUUUUGCAUUCUAAAAAAAUUCUAAGGUCAGGUACGGUGGUUGGAUCGUUCAAGAUCGACUUGUGCACCGUCUAUAAUACACACGAACACCAAUUUUAUCAUAAAUGGGCAUUGUUGACUGAUCCUGAUGACGUGGCUGGAGGACCCAAGGGAUACUUAAAAUGCGACAUUAGCGUAAUAGGGAAAGGCGACACUAUAAAAAUUCCCCCGAAAACUGAAAAGGACGAAGAUGAUAUCGAGGCAAACUUGUUACUUCCUGAUGGUAUGCCAGUAGAUCGACAAAGAGCCAAGUACAUGGUACGUAUUUACAGAGCAGAUGGCUUGCCAAAAAUGAAUAGUACUUUAGUUGCUAACGUAAAAAAAGCGUUCACUGGUGAAACUCGAGAUCUUGUCGAUUCUUUUGUUCAAGUAUCGUUUGCUGGUCUCACUGGGAAAACUAGUGUACGGAAACAUAGUUACUCACCAGUGUGGAACGAACAAAUUGUGUUUUCUGAAAUGUUUCCUCCGCUUUGUCAAAGAAUUAAAAUUCAAUUAAGGGACAAUGAUCCUGUAAAUACCAUUAUUGGCACGCAUUUUGUUGAUCUCAAAACAAUAUCGAAUGAUGGUGAAAAAGGUUUCCCACCAACUUUCGGACCAACAUUUAUUCACCUGUAUGGAUCAACUCGAGAUUACAGCAUUUUGGAUAAGCAUGCAACACUUAACACUGGAUUGGGCGAGGGAGUAUCCUAUAGAGCGAGAUUAUUAGUUGCCAUUCGGACUGAAAUAACCGAAAAUAGUGAAAUUAUGAACUCUGGAGUAGAUAUUGAACCAACUUAUCCAAUUACAGAGACGUCCUAUUGUAAAAAUGAAGAUUUUUUUUUAUUUAUGGUUAUUUUGGACGCUUCAAUGAUAGACAAAAAAUUAGGAGAGAAGUCUAUAUUUUUUGAAUUAAGUAUAGGGAAUGCUGGAAAUAUGAUUGAUGGUCACAAUGAAUCCAGUUUUCAAGAGGACUAUGACACGAUUAAUUUAUUAGAAAGUGUUGUAUCCGAAUCUUGGCAAAGUACAACGGCUGCAAUCAAACCUGUGUCUAAUGGAAAAACAUAUCAUUAUUUGCCAUUACGAGAGGAUAAACCUUGUUUACAUGUUAAAUCUACGUGGCCAGAUUAUCGAAGGCGAAUGUAUAACUCUAACAUUAUAAAUAAGAUAUCAGAUAAAUUGGAGGAAGGGUUAAAUGAAGUAGCAUUUUUAAUAGAUGAUGACGAUGCAGAUAAAGAGGACAAACUUAAGUCUGUUUUAGAUGAAUUAUCGUCUAGUUGUAAUCAUUACGUAAAUUUCACUAAAGGGGUAGGGUGGGGUGAAGGCUCAGGAAAAACUAAGCUAGACAAAGAAAGAAUGAAAAUGUGUUUACGAGAAAUCGAACAAGUAGGAAAAAUGUCCAGGAAUUUAAAAGCCAUAGUAACAAAAAGCUCAUUUAAAGAACGAUAUAAAACAGCGCAUGGAUAUUUACAGAAAAUUAAAAUACUUAUUGAAGAUCCACAACAUUCAUUGCCUGACAUUUUUUUGUGGAUGGUGAGUAACGGUAAAAGGGUAGCGUACCAAAGAAUAAUGGCUAGACACCUUAUUUAUUCGAUAGCUGAUGAUGAAUGUGGAAAGUUUUGUUCAAAAGUACACAGCAUGUUUUUAAAACUUCCCGGCAAAAAAAAUUAUGGUGCAUCUGGUUGGUCAGUACCGGCUAAACUUCAAGUGUAUACAUGGCUUGGACUAGUGAAGCAUAAAAAAUAUCUUUCAAACGGUUUGCCCAGCGGUUAUAGUACUACUCCUGAACUUUUAAGUUCGAACAAUCCUCGACUAUCGCCUCCAGCUUAUAUUCAUUAUCGAGAAAAAUAUAUGUUUCAAUUAAGAGCUUACAUAUAUCAAGCUCGUUCAUUAAUAGGUUCUGACGCAUCUGGUUUAUCUGAUCCAUACGCACAAAUAAUAUUCGGAGAACAUUCAGCUAAAACUCAAGUUAUUGACGAAACGCUAUCUCCCACUUGGGAUGAACUAUUAAUAAUAGACGAAUUAACAUUGUAUGGAACAAAAGAAGACAUUAAAAAACAUCCACCAACUGUUGUAAUAGAAAUAUUUGAUCAAGAUAAAGUGGGCAAGUCUGAGUUUAUCGGUAGAACUUCAGCUCGACCACAUGUUAAGCUUCUAGAAGACGAUUAUGUAAGACCCGAUUUUCCUCCAUCUUUGGAAUGGUACGAUGUUCACAGAGGUUUAGAACAUGCUGGCGAGUUAUUAGCCACCUUCGAAUUGUUACAGCUACCUAACGCUCUUAUAGGAGAAAGCGCAAUAUUACCUCCGUUGCCUGAUCCAAAAGACGUUCAUUCUAUUAUAGAUAGUCAAAACUAUGGACCUAUUCUUCCUAUUCCACAUGACAUUAGACCAACACUAGCAAAAUACAGGAUUGAAGUAUUAUUUUGGGGAUUGCGAGAUUUAAAACGUAUACACUUGAUGACAGUUGACAAGCCACGAGUAGACAUUGAAUGUGCUGGCCACAUCCUCUACUCAUCAAUUAUUCAAAAUGCCAAAAAAAAUCCCAACUUCAAUACACCAGUAAAAUUUUUAGAAUUAGAAUUGCCAGAACAAGAAUUGUAUCGUCCACCACUUACAAUUAGGGCAGUUGAUUGUCGAAGUUUUGGUCGAUUUACUUUAGUUGGAACACAUCUUAUCAAUUCAAUACAUAAGUAUAUGUAUGUACCAACAACUAAAAGAGAGCGAGAGGCUCUCGAAAGAAAAAAAUCACUUAAGCAGUUACAAGAUAUCAAUGUGAAAAGAAAUAGUUCGAACUUUUGUAAGCCUUAUAAAAAUAACAUUUAUUCAAAUAAACACUGUACACUACAAAAUGAUCACGAUUUUGAUAAACAAGAAAACAUCAUAUAUAUUAACUAUGGUUCUAGUCAUCUCACCCAAAAAGACAUUAAGACACAAUACAAUAAAAAUCGAAAACAAAGUUUUGAAGAAGUUAUUGAUGUACGAAAUGAUGAUAGUAGAGAUUGGUGGACUAAAUAUUUUGCUUCUGUCGAAAAUGCUAUUAUAAAAGACAAUAAAAAAUUAUUGUAUGGAAAUAGUGACAUGUUGUUGUCUGUUCAAGUAGAUAAAGACAAAAAUGAGGUUAAAUCAUCAAAAAAAGGUACUAAAGCAUCUCGAUUAGUAGCUAAACUUAGUCCAAAAAAAUUCCAAAGGAAACAAGAUAUUGCGAAAAUUGCAACUAUGAAGAUAUAUCCCAAUGAAUUGGAGGCACAGCCAGAAUUCAAUGGUUUUCGUGAAUGGUUAUUACCUUUCGAUUUAUACCGAGGUAAAAAAACGGGUGACGACAUUGAAGAUGAUGCUAGAAUAGUUGGAACUUUUAAAGGGUCAAUAAAAGUUUAUAAAUGGCCAUUACCUAAAGACAUCGAAGAUCAUACAAUCAUGGGAUUUGAUCCGCAAUAUGGAUUUUUUCAAGGUUUACCUUCUAAUGAUCCAAUUCAUGUUUUAGUCAGAGUAUAUAUCGUUAAAGCCAGUGACCUUCAUCCUAUGGAUAUAAAUGGCAAGGCUGACCCAUAUGUAGUUUUACAACUAGGCUCGAAAAAAAUAAGCGAUAAAGAUAAUUACAUAUCUAAACAGCUAAAUCCUGUUUUUGGAAAAUGUUUCGAAAUUGAAGCCACGUUUCCACAGGAUUCCAUGUUAACUGUUCAAAUUCUAGACUGGGACUUAUUGGGGUCUGACGAUUUAAUUGGAGAGACUAGAAUUGAUUUAGAAAAUAGGUUUUAUAGCAGACAUAGAGCUACUUGCGGUUUACCUAAAACCUAUGAAUUACUUGGAUAUAACCGUUGGAGGGAUUCUAUGAAACCUACUCAAAUACUAGCAAAAUUAUGUAAAGAAGCUAAGUUAGAUACGCCUAAUUAUAUGAACGGUACGAUUAAAAUUGGCUCUAAAAUAUUUUGUCUUCAAAAUAACUCUGAAGAUACAAUUGAUUGGUACUGCGCAAAAGGUGUUGAAGAACAUUUGGCUUUGGCUGUAUUGCAUAAUUGGCAUGAAAUACCUAAAAGAGGUUGUCACCUAGUUCCUGAACAUAUUGAGACGAGGCCACUUUUUAUACCUGAUAAAGCUGGAAUUGAAAGGGGAAAGUUAGAAAUGUGGGUAGAUAUGUUCCCAAUGGAUAUGCCUCUUCCCGGUCCAGCCUUGGAUAUAUCACCCAGAAAACCCAAAUUUUACCAACUACGCGUCAUUAUUUGGAAUACAGACGACGUAGUUCUUGAAGAUGAUGCUUUUUUUACUGGUGAAAAAAUGAGUGAUAUUUAUGUCAAAGGUUGGUUAAAAGGACCAGAAGACUGUCAGAGCACAGAUAUACAUUAUAGAUCGUUAACAGGGGAGGGAAAUUUCAACUGGAGAUUUUUAUUCCCAUUCGACUACUUAGUAGCCGAAGAAAAAAUAGUAAGUUCAAAAAAGGAAUCGCUGUUCUCUUGGGAUGAGACUGAAAGUAAGAUACCAGCGAGACUUGAGCUUCAAGUAUGGGACGCCGAUCAUUUUUCAGCAGACGACUUUCUAGGAGCUUUAACAUUAGAUUUAAACAACUUUCCUAGAGGAGCUAAAUCAUCAAAGCUGUGUACACUAGAUAUGCUAAAAUCUGAUGGAUCUGUUCCGAUGGUAAACAUAUUUAAACAAAAACGUGUGAAGGGAUGGUGGCCAUUUUAUGUAAAAAAAGAAAAUGAAGAAAUGGAAUUAACGGGUAAAGUGGAAGCUGAGAUACAUUUACUCACAGCAGAAGAAGCAGAAAAAAUUCCGGCUGGGAUAGGUCGUAAUGAACCUGACCCACUUGAUAAACCUAAUCGCCCUGAUGCUUCAUUUAUGUGGUUCUUAAAUCCAUUCAAAUCAAUUCGAUACAUAAUUUGGCACAAUUAUAAAUGGAAAAUACUUAAGGGAUUUGUUGUACUAGCCAUUUUCCUCAUGCUGAUUUUAUUUUUUUAUGCUAUUCCCGGUUAUUCUGUUAAGAAAAUGUUAGGAGCUUAAUCUGAUUAAAAUGUGUUUUUUUUUUUAAUUGUGCAAAAUAUAAGAAAUUAUAAUUUUUAUUUCUAACAUGAAAAUCCAGAAAAAAAAAACAUUUUAGAAAAAAAUUGUAAUAUAUAUUAUUAAGUUUUUUGUUAUAUUUAUUUUAUAUUUUUUUUUAGUUUUUUAUUAAUAUUUAAAAUACAUUUUUAAUUUUAAACAUUGUUAUGUAUCACACAAUCAUUAAUAACUGAUUGAAAAUUUAUAAUUAUAUGAUCAUUUCAAUUCAAUUAUAUCUAAUUAAUUAAUUUUACGCUAC
Molecule: messenger RNA, 6446 nt
Organism: Daktulosphaira vitifoliae (grape phylloxera)
Lineage: Eukaryota; Metazoa; Arthropoda; Insecta; Hemiptera; Phylloxeridae
Product: otoferlin-like
Exons: 37
Coding region: 56-6151 (2031 amino acids)
Biological process (GO): plasma membrane organization
Cellular component (GO): membrane
Source: RefSeq, a predicted model, not a curated record